This is a messenger RNA of Colletotrichum graminicola M1.001, 1056 nucleotides long. RefSeq names its product ATP synthase F0. The transcript is spliced from 3 exons. The record is from RefSeq and is a predicted model, not a curated record. NCBI's taxonomy places the organism in Eukaryota, Fungi, Ascomycota, Sordariomycetes, Glomerellales, Glomerellaceae. The coding region runs from base 1 to 1056 and encodes 351 amino acids.
AUGGGCUGGGUCGUAAACGCCACGCCCGAGGUAGAGGCCAUCUCGCAAUGGCCAACCAUUAUCGGCGUCACUUGCGUCCUGUCUUUUCUGUCUGUCACCAUUGUCGGCUCUCGACUAUGGAUUCGGUAUACCGCUAGAGGCUUGGCAGCUGACGACUGCAUGUCGGCACUUUCUGUGGUGUUUGCUCUCAUCUACUCCAUUCUCACCAUCACUCAAACAAGAUACGGGCUUGGUCUGCCGAUCAAGCUGCGACCCAAAGAAGACCUUAUCAAGUAUACUCGCGUCAACUUUGCUGGGCGACCGUUCUAUCAACUUGGGAUUAGUUUCUUCAAGAUUGCCCUCUUGAUCAGUUACCUACGGCUACUCCAGAGAACCGAUCAGAAAGGCUACCGUCGAGCGGUGUGGCUCACAAUCGCUAUUGUCUUCCUUUCUCACCUGGCGUGCACCUUUUCGCUCAUCUUUGCCUGCACGCCUGUCGAUAAGUCAUGGAACCCCCUCAAAGAUGGGACUUGUCUCCCACCAGGCCCUUCUUUCACGGUAUACGCCGUCGUCACCAUUGUAUGCGAUGUCGUCGUGGCAAUUCUCCCCAUCCCGGUGUUGUUGAAGCUCCACGUCCGCAUUGAAAAGAAAGCCGGCCUCAUUGCCAUAUUCCUCCUUGGCCUCUUCACCACCCUCUGCUCCAUACUGCGCUACCAUCAAAUAAACCGAAUCCAGUUCGGCGACGGAAACUCCACAAUGCUGGUUUUGUGGGGAACCAUUGAGUUCAACGUUGGCAACAUUGUGUCGUCUCUGCCGUUUCUCGCCCCGGUAUUCAUGAGGAAGGCGAAGAGCUACCGUUCAAAGUACUCAGCCGGCUCCUCGCACGGACGGGGUCAGAUGAAGGGCGCCGAGAGAUACAAGCUCAGCGAGGUCAACAACAACAAGAGCGUUUUCGGUUCGGCAAGCAACACCAAGGGCGACAACGACAGCGAAGAGAAUAUUCUUCAGGAAAACAUUGUGAAGUCUAUGACAUACAGCGUUCGGGUCGAAGACAAGAUGGAUGACAAGUCUGGCUAG